AUGGCAAAAGAUCGACGUCAGGCACCAGGUGGCCCGAGCGCCAGCGGGGAGAGCUCCGAACCGCAUCGCUACCUUGCAGCCGCAUAUCUCAGUCAAUGGCGAGCCGAGAUGGCGCUGACAUCACACCAGUGGAAAGCAUUCAACUUCAUCGACGUUUCGCCGGUGAAGCUACCAGAGGACAGCUCGGUCUUCAAUAGUGACCUCUCCAGUAUUUGCACCGGCUCCGCGAACCUUUUCGUUGGCACUGCCGAUGGCUUCGUCCAUAUCGUCUCCUCGGCCUUCCGCGUCGUGCGAUCGUUCAAGGCCCACGACACCGGCUCCAUAACGCACAUGCGACAAAUUAAUGACACCGCUUUGCUGGUUACUGUUGCAGAAGAUCUAUCCAAUGAGCCGAUUUUAAAAGUCUGGGCGCUAGAUACAGAGAAGAAAGACGGUGGCCCGCGGUGCCUGUCAACCGUUUCUGUGCAGAAUGCCAGGAGACAAUUUCCGAUUUCUGCUUUUACAGCCACCGAAGACCUCUCGCAAGUAGCAAUCGGCUUCGCGAACGGAUCCGUGACCAUCAUCCGAGGCGACCUGAUCCACGAUCGCGGCGCACGACAACGAAUCGUAUUUGAAUCUGAGGAACCGAUCACAGGACUUGAAACCCAGAAUGGCGCCAUCACCACACUCUACAUCUCGACAACCAGCCGCAUCCUGACAUUGGUGAUCGCCGGGCGGGGACAGGGCCAGCCUGCACGCGUGCUGGACGACACGGGCUGCGGUUUAGGGUGCAUGACGCUUGAUAAAGAGGGUGGCGAUAUUCUAAUUGCUCGGGAGGAUGCUGUCUAUACCUAUGGUCCACGGGGUCGUGGCGCGAGCUAUGCGUUCGAAAGUCCCAAGACGUCAAUCGAUGCUUUUCGCGACUAUGUGGCUCUUGUUUGUCCGCCCAAGGCUGGCACUGGCAAGUCGGAUGCACUCAGGAAAUACACUGCUAGUCCUGCUGAGGAGAUAUUUGGCACGACGACAUUCACUCUCCUUGAUACUGAUCUCAAGUUCAUCGCGCAUAGCGAAACGUUAGUUUCACCCAUGAAACGGAUCUUUAUGGAGUGGGGACAGCUAUUCCUUCUCACGACUGACGGAAAGAUCUUCCGCUAUCGUGAAAAGACCCUCCAACAGAAGCUGGAAAUUUUAUAUGAGCGCAAUCUUUACAUUCUUGCGAUAAACCUCGCGCAGAAGAUCGGAAUCGAUCCGCUACAGCAGAAUGCCAUUUAUCGCAAAUAUGGCGAUUUCUUGUACCAAAGGGGCGAUUAUGAUACUGCCAUGCAGCAGUAUCUUCGGGCAAUUGAUAACACAGAGCCCUCUCAAGUCAUUCGCAAGUACUUGGACACCCAGCGUAUCCACAAUCUCAUUGAGUAUCUCGAAGAACUGCACGACCACGGCCGUGCCACGGUCGACCACACAACCCUGCUUCUUAACUGCUAUGCAAAGCUCAAGGAUACAAGCAAACUUGAUUCAUUCAUCAAGGCUCCUGGUGAGCUGAAGUUUGAUCUCGAGACAGCCAUUGCCAUGUGCCGCCAAGGUGGGUAUUAUGAGCAAGCAGCCUACCUUGCAACGAAACAUGGAGAGAAUGACAUGGUUGUCGAUAUCCUGAUUGAAGAUUCCAAGAAAUAUGUCGAGGCUGUGGAAUACAUUUGGCGGUUGGAGCCCGAAGUGGCCUACCCCAAUUUGAUGAAGUACGCAAGGGUGCUACUCACUCAUUGCCCUGAAAAGACAGCAGACCUGUUCAAGGUUUACUACUCUGGUCAGUAUCGGCCACGUACGGAAGUUGAACAACCUGCCGAGCCCCAGGAACAAACUACCAGCACAGUGCAAAGUCUGGCUGCGCUUCUCCCUCUCCGGUACAUGCAAGUUGGCACUGGCAGGCAACAAGAGGUCGAAGCGCCUGAAACAGAAAUAAAUGAGGACAAGCCCGAGGAUUCUCCGCCAGACUACGCAAUACCAAAGCCUCGAACCGCGUUUUCUGCAUUCGUGGACCAUCCCAAGGAAUUUAUCGGCUUCCUUGAGACUUUGGUGCAACAGCCGAAUUUGAAGAAAGAUGCCAAGAUAGAUCUCUUCACAACUCUGUUUGAGAUGUACUUGGAUACAGCAAAGGGACAGAAAGACGCAGCCGAGAGACAGGAAUGGGAAACCAAAGCAAAGAAACUAAUCGAAGGCAAAGACAUUCCGAUCUCCACAUCUAACGUCCUCCUUCUUUCCGAUCUAUCGAAUUUCCGCGAAGGAUCCACUCUUGUGCGCGAGCAAGAAGGUCUCCGUCUCGACAUUUUCCGCUCCUUCACCUCUGCAAAGGAUACACAAGGUGCCAUUAAGGCGCUGAGGCGUUAUGGGCCCGACGAACCCCAACUCUACGUCGACGCAUUGACAUACUUUGCCUCGAGUCCCCAGAUCCUCGAAGAGGCAGGCGACGAGCUAGACACAGUCCUGCAGCGCAUCAAUCAAGAUGGUCUUCUCUCCCCAUUACAGGUCAUCCAAGCUUUAAGCAACAAUGCCGUGGUGACAAUGGGCCGUGUCAAGAAGUAUCUAAGCGACAACAUCGAGCGCGAACGCAAAGAGAUCUCGACCAACCGCCGCCUGAUAUCAAGCUACAAAUCCGAAACCACAGCCAAACAACAAGAGCUAGACCACCUAACCAGCCAACCCGUCGUAUUCCAGUCUCGUCGCUGCCAAUCCUGCGGCGGAAGCCUGGACCUCCCCACCGUCCAUUUCCUAUGCAAGCACUCCUUCCACGAACGCUGUCUGAACAGGCUUGACGACGACGCCCAAUGUCCCGUCUGCGCGCCAACAAAUGCAACCCUGCGCGCUAUCAGGCAGCGCCAGGUGGAUUCUGCAGAUCAGCAUGAUUUGUUCAAGGGGGAGCUGUCGCGCUCUAGAGAUCGGUUUGGAGUUGUUAGUGAGUUCUUUGGGAGGGGUAUUAUGAGGCCGCAGAAUACUAUGGAGUAA
Molecule: messenger RNA, 2976 nt
Organism: Penicillium soppii
Lineage: Eukaryota; Fungi; Ascomycota; Eurotiomycetes; Eurotiales; Aspergillaceae
Product: tethering complex subunit PEP5
Exons: 10
Coding region: 1-2976 (991 amino acids)
Biological process (GO): organelle fusion; vesicle-mediated transport; intracellular protein transport
Cellular component (GO): endosome; HOPS complex
Molecular function (GO): protein binding; protein-macromolecule adaptor activity
Source: RefSeq, a predicted model, not a curated record